UUUGAAUAUAUUUCUUCGCCGGCGACCUCUCAGAUCUAGUUGUUCCUCUCCAAUUUUCGCAAUUCGAAACCCUAAAUUCUCACACUCGGAGCAGACUCAGUGUCAGUGUUAGGCUUUUGAAGUAGUUUGAGCUCCAAUGUCGGUCCGUUAGUGCAGAAAUUAGGGUUUUUAUUAUUCACCGCAGGAUGGUGAUUUAGUUCCCAAAACUCUUCUUUUUCUGAAGAGACCUAAAAACCUAGAUUUUAUCCAAAAGAAUGCAGGGCUCGUCGCAGAGCUCUGUGGCUCAGCCGGAAGCCAUAUUGCAAUGGCUUCAGAAGGAAAUGGGGUACCGGCCCUUGGGUCCGUACAGUGCUGCUAGCAAAUCUCAAUUGCCCUCAAUCGACUCGCUGAGGAAGAUUUGCCGGGGGAAUAUGAUACCCAUUUGGAAUUUCUUGAUUACCCGCGUGAAGUCGGAGAAUACGGUGAAGAAUAUUCGGAGGAAUAUAACGGUUCAUGGCGGCGGCAGCGGUGGCGGCGAUAGUGGUGCAUUGGUAAAAUCGGGGAAGGAGGAGGGCGUAAGGAGUAAAGGAGGUAGGAGAAAGGAGAAGCUUGGGGAGGGUUCGAGUGCGGCAGAGACUAGGGAGGCUGCGCUGCAAGAGAGGGACUUGGCGUCAAGGGAAGUGGAGAAGUUGAGGAACAUUGUGAAGAGACAAAGGAAGGAUUUGAAGGCCAGAAUGUUGGAGGUUUCAAGGGCAGAGGCCGAACGGAAGAGGAUGCUUGAUGAACGCUCUAAAAAAAGGCAUAAGCAGGUAAUGUUGGAUGCUUACUAUCAACAGUGUGAUGAAGCGGAAAAGAUAUUUGCAGAGUAUCAUAAACGUCUUCGUUAUUAUGUUAAUCAAGCAAGGGAUGCUCAAAGGUCAGGUGUUGAUUCAUCUCUGGAAUUGGUUAACAGCUUUAGUUCAAGCAGUGAAAAGGAAGCUGUUUAUUCAACUCUUAAGGGCAGUAAAGCAGCAGAUGAUGUACUUCUUAUUGAAACCACUCGGGAAAGAAACAUCCGGAAGGCCUGUGAAUCUCUUGCAGCACAUAUGAUUGAAAAGAUUCGGAAUUCUUUUCCUGCAUAUGAAGGAAGUGGUGUUCAUUUGAAUCCUCAAUUAGAAACAGCCAAGUUAGGCUUUUAUUUUGAUGGGGAAUUACCUGAUGAGGUUAGAGCUGCGAUUGUGAAUGGGUUAAAGAGUCCUCCUCAAUUGCUUCAGGCAGUUACUUCAUACACAUCACGGUUGAAAUCUCUAAUUUCCAGAGAAAUAGAGAAAAUUGAUGUUAGAGCUGAUGCAGAAACUUUAAGGUACAAGUAUGAGAACAACCGAGUUAUUGAUGUUUCUUCUCCUGAUGUGAGUUCACCAUUACACUAUCAACUUUAUGGUAAUGGAAAGAUAGGAGUUGAUGCACCUUCUAGAGGAACUCAACUUCUUGAACGACAGAAAGCACAUGUUCAGCAAUUUUUGGCUACUGAAGAUGCACUGAACAAAGCUGCAGAAGCUAGGGAUCUGUGUCAAAAACUUAUAAAACGCUUGCAUGGAAAUAGUGACGCAGUUUCUUCAGGCACAUCACAAAAUGUGGGCAGUCUUAGGCAACUUGAGCUGGAGGUUUGGACCAAGGAAAGAGAAGUUGCUGGCUUGAGGGCUAGCUUGAAUACGCUGAUGUCUGAAAUACAACGCUUGAAUAAAUUAUGUGCAGAAAGGAAAGAAGCUGAAGAUUCAUUGAAAAAGAAGUGGAAAAAGAUUGAAGAAUUUGAUUCCCGCAGAUCGGAACUUGAAAUCAUAUACAGUGCUCUACUAAAAGUAAACAUGGAUGCCGCUGUGUUCUGGAAUCAGCAGCCAUUAGCCGCACGGGAGUAUGCAUCAACCACUAUUAUUCCAGCAUGCACAAUAGUUAUGGAUCUUUCAAAUAGUGCAAAAGAUCUUAUUGAAAGAGAAGUUUCUGUUUUUGAUCAAAGUCCUGAUAAUAGCCUCUACAUGCUUCCAGCAACUCCACAGGCACUAUUGGAGUCCAUGGGUGCAAGUGGGUCUACUGGACCUGAAGCUGUUGCUGCUGCAGAAAAGAAUGCUGCUAUAUUAACUGCAAAAGCAGGUGCCCGGGAUCCAUCAGCAAUACCAUCCAUAUGUCGAAUAUCUGCUGCCCUUCAGUAUCCUGCUGGUUUGGAGGGUUCAGAUACUGCUUUAGCAUCAAUCCUAGAGUCACUGGAGUUCUGCUUGAAACUUCGUGGUUCUGAGGCUAGUGUGUUGGAGGACUUAGCAAAGGCAAUCAAUUUGGUCCAUACACGGCAGGAUCUUGUUGAAAGUGGUCAUGUGUUGUUGAACCAUGCGUAUAGAGCUCAACAAGAAUAUGAAAGGACAACAAGUUAUUGUUUAAAUUUGGCUGCGGAGCAAGAGAAAACUGUCAUGGAGAAAUGGUUGCCCGAACUUAAGGUUGCAAUUUUGAGUGCUCAGAAAUGCUUGGAGGAUUGCAACUAUGUUAGGGGAUUGCUUGAUGAAUGGUGGGAGCAACCAGCAGCAACUGUUGUUGACUGGGUCCUAGUUGAUGGAUUAAAUGUUGCUGCUUGGCAUAAUCAUGUGAAGCAGCUCCUUGCAUUUUAUGAUCAAGAGCACUUGUGAAUAUUAUUCGAGUACUCAGCAAGCAAGAUUUUCUUGGGAUCUCCCUGGUUUUCCCAUGUCAUUUGCCACUUCAAUGACCAUAUAAAUAACCAACAUAACUGGCAGGCAAUACGCGUACGGGGUACAGUUAGCAAAUGGAAGCAUAUACUGAGGAUAUCACUUCUAUAUUACGGUUUGAGGAGGAUCUGGUCCUGAUUUUAGUUGCUUUUAAGUUUGUUAUACUGGAAGACCAGAUUUUUUUAACUUUUCCAAAUCACUUUUUGUACAGAAUAGCAAGGAUGUGUUGUAUCAUAAACUUUGUAGCUUGGUUUUUUGGUGGGUAUUCCCUCGAGGAUUGAUUGAUCCCGGAAAAUGGAAAUGAUUUGAACUGUAGAGAUUUCAUUUGUAGUCCGAAUGUGACUUGGUCUUAUUGAAUGAAAGGGCAGCUUGAUGACGAGCAUCGUUGAUA
Prunus mume (Japanese apricot) is the source of this 3078-nucleotide messenger RNA. The record is from RefSeq and is a predicted model, not a curated record. Lineage: Eukaryota; Viridiplantae; Streptophyta; Magnoliopsida; Rosales; Rosaceae.